Messenger RNA from Spea bombifrons (plains spadefoot toad), 2890 nucleotides. RefSeq names its product thioredoxin domain containing 11 (gene TXNDC11). Lineage: Eukaryota; Metazoa; Chordata; Amphibia; Anura; Pelobatidae. The coding region runs from base 130 to 2808 and encodes 892 amino acids. The transcript is spliced from 12 exons. The record is from RefSeq and is a predicted model, not a curated record.
GGAGUACGGAAGUAGUGCGGCAGACGUGGCGGCGCUCGGUUUGUGCUGCUGACAGCCGUGGGGUGUAAUGAAGAGACCGACCGGCCUGCCCCCGGCGGGCUCGGGCCGCCCAUUGCCUCUAUAAGCGGAAUGCUGAGGCCGGUUUGGCAACACUUUAAGCGGCUGUUCUACCUGAUGGGCCACAGGCCCAAGCUACUGUGCGGGGCAAUAGCGCUGAGCUGCGCCCUUAUCGUGGCCCUCAGGUUCACCUGCAGCCGUGCCAAAGAUGUUGUCAUGCCAGCCAGACCACCAGAGCGGUUUUUCCCCACCGGAUCCCCGGUGGUGGACCUUUUCCGAGGCCAGCUGGAUUACGCAGAACACAUUCGCCAAGACUCUGAGAUAACGUUGUUCUUCCUGUAUGCGCCCUGGUGCGGUCAGUCCAUCGCGGCCAGGUCUGAAAUCGAGCAAGUGGCUAACCAACUCUCAGACCAGGUACUCUUUGUGGCUGUCAACUGCUGGUGGCACCAGGGCAAAUGCAGGAAGCAAAAGAAUUUCUUCUAUUAUCCUGUGAUUAACUUAUACCAUAAAAGCUUUGGCCCAAUUGAAUACAAAGGUCCAGUGAAAUCGGAAUACAUUGAGAAGUUUGUUCGAAGAGUGAUGAGUCCACUUGAAUACAUUCCAUCUCUGCCAAGACUUCAAGAUUUCCUAUCAAACUAUGAGCCUGGCGUUCUAGGAUACUUUGAGUUCAAUGCCUCCCCUCAACCCCCGGGAUACCUGACAUUCUUCGUCUCUGCCCUCCAUUCUUUACAGAAAGAUUAUGUGGAAACUGUUCGCUUUGGAGUGAUCACUGAUGGCAAACUUGCAAAACAGAUCUCACUCACCACCCCUGGAAGUGUGUACUUGCACAGAAACCUAAACUUCUCUUUAAUCUAUCCAGACAAAGAGCUAAACUUCACGGCUGCGAAUAUUUGCAAGUGGGCUCUAGAUAACCGAGAAACUCUGCUGCGCUGGCUUCGACCUCAUGGGGGCAAAAGCCUUCUCCUGGACGGUGCGCUGAAGAAAGGACCAGCUCUUCUCUUGUUCAUGCCUUUUAACCCGUUAGCUGAAAAACACCCCAUCCUUGAUGAGAUCACUGAUGUCGCCCUUAAGUACAACACGUGCACCAGAAGCCUAUCCAUUAAUGAUGGAAUUCGGAAUCGGAACCAUCUGGAACCAUUUAUGUCUUCAUCAGACUCAAAUAUAGCAGAAACCUAUAGAACGUUUUCCUGCUGCAAUACUGUGGUUCUUCCUCAGGGGCACGAAAUCUCUGGGGUCCGUAACGUUUGUGACUUGUGUAUCAGUCGGGCAACUUCUGUCCGGCCAAGCAACUUAAGGCUUCCUCGAUGCAGCUUCACAGAGAUCGAAGCCGCUUUAGAUUCCUUCUACCUCAAAGAACAUAUAUUUAUGCACUUUGUGUCGGCUGCCAAAGAGUGCAGCGAUUUCUCGAGUUUUUAUAGUCCCUUCAACCACUAUUCUGCUUGUUGUCAAACCAUAGACCGAGGAACUUACUCUUCCAAGUCAAACACUGAGAACUUUUCACUUACUUCCCAUUGGAAGAGCUACGACGAGGAUUCUUCCGUUAUCGUGCCUCAUAUUGAGGAGGAGAAGAUAUCUGUUCCCCACAGCUAUCGUAUCGGCAGUGAUAGUAUUACCGGCCUCAGGUGUAGGACCAAUAAAACUUUACAUUUUUAUCUCCUGGACGCCAACUUGUCUUGGCUGUAUGCGCAGAGGCUGGGGGCUUCGGGGUCAGGCCACGGAAGGACGUUUGCUGCUAUUGUUGAUAUGAAGGAAGAAACCCAUUAUGUUUUAGACCAGCGUCAACCGCUCGUGAAAUCCACACUAGAGGCUUUUAUACAGAAUUUCAGCCAAGUUUACAGCCCCUUACAAAGGCAUCUCGUGAGCAAAGCUACUCCAUCAGAGCCUGCAAUUAUUACUGAAGUCACAUCCAGUACAUUUAAGCAGAUUGUGUUGGAAACAAAAAAGGAUGUUCUUUUGCUAUAUUACACAACCUGGUGUGGCUUUUGUUCAUCUUUGAAUCACAUUUUCCUUCGUCUCACUCAACUUCUGGCUACAGACAGUCUCAUUGUCGCCAGGAUUAACAUCGCCCAUAAUGAUCUUCCGUGGGAGUUUAUGGUUGAUCGUGUUCCAACAAUUUUGUUUUAUCCUCAGCGCAGGAAAGACUACAGUGUAAAAUUUCCAGAUCAUCAACAAAUAACGCUUCAAAACCUCUUGAAAUUCAUCUUAAAAUACACCAAACUGCCUUCUUCUACAGCAGUCGACCCACCUGCGUCCUGCCCCAAAGAGUAUCUGCGAUACAAAGAAGAUCAUGUUUCCUAUUUGGAAAGAGAGAUCCUCAGGCUUCGGGCUGAGAUUGAGCUUCUACAUAAGGCCCAGCAUGAGCUGGCUGGUCACUUUACAGAGACUAGAAAGGAUACGCAUGACCUGAAAGUGCAGAAACUGAGGCUGGAACAUCACAACAAAGCCCUGGAGGUACACAAAGAGCAAUUACAAGCACUGUAUGAACAGAAAGCAAGGGAGGUGGGAACCAUGGCCGAUAAAAUGAAGGAGUUGGCAGCUGCUUCCGAAACCCUUCUGGCAGAGAACGCUCUGCUGAAACUUCUUAUGGCAUCAUUGGAGUCAAAAAGCAAACCGGAGGCAGAAAAGGAAAAGAUCGAUAACCCUGAGGAUGGAGAGAAGCCCAUUUUGGAUCAUUCAGAAAUAUUUGAAGGAGCAUCUGAUAACUCAAUCACUGAAGAACUGGAUCCAACGAAUGAAAGUAGAACAGAUUAAUUUUUAAUGACAUUUGCAAAAUUUAUACAGAUUUUUUACAAAUUCUGUAAAUAAAGAGCUUUCUAAUGUAUAAAGGAAAUCA